Oncorhynchus tshawytscha (Chinook salmon) is the source of this 2380-nucleotide messenger RNA. Its product is annotated as transcription factor Sp7-like. Gene Ontology annotation, biological process: regulation of transcription by RNA polymerase II. The coding region runs from base 249 to 1883 and encodes 544 amino acids. Gene Ontology annotation, molecular function: DNA-binding transcription factor activity; RNA polymerase II cis-regulatory region sequence-specific DNA binding. Lineage: Eukaryota; Metazoa; Chordata; Actinopteri; Salmoniformes; Salmonidae. The record is from RefSeq and is a predicted model, not a curated record. The transcript has 3 exons.
CUUAUGCCAAUACGAUCCUCUCUAUUCAGUGUAGGCGGAAGUGAACAGCGACAACAAACAAUUUCCAAGUUAGCAUCGUCAUUUAGACGUUUAUUAACACCCUGGACCUCAAAAUAUGACCAAUCGAACCGUACAGCAUAGCAUACUUACCUCAGGUAGAAUUUAAUUUGCGUUGGAGACAGGACUUGGGGUUGAUAGAUGUUAUCUAGGUAACGCUGCUAACGUUGGCUAAUUGUAACCGUAACGUUAUGAUUUUUCACACUCAAAUAGCCUCCAUUGUGGAGGUGCUAGCGAAUGCAGCCGUUGCAGAGAUCUGUAAACUAGUAGACGACGACUAUGCAGUGUUUCGUUUGGAAAUAAGUCAAAGCCAGAAAGAAAACGGCGCAUUGAGGAGGAAACUUCAGCUACUGGAACUAAAGGUGUCACGGGAGCGCGCAGAGAGGACAAUGCGAGAGCGCAUCAUCGCCAGUCGUCCCAGAAGUGUCAAGAUCCUCGACCGAUACAGAGGAAUGGCAAGAGGUGAAGGACAUCUCACUGGACGCUACAGGAGCUUUGGGAAGCCAGCGGGACACAAUACAUGGAGAGAUGACCAACCAAUCACCUUUGAUGAGGGGAGAGGAACCUCAACCCAGCACAUCAUCACGAUAGAGUCAGCAGAUGUUGUGGCGGCAGGUUCUGGAGGAUCGUCUCUGGUCAAGCAGGAGAGGACUGAAGGGGAGGACCCACAACACAGCAGAGACAUCCAGACUGGUGAAGCGGCUGUAGUUGCACCUCUUGUUACCACGGAGGACCACGUGACCGCGGUGCAGCCCAGGACCCGACGCAUCAUCACGGAGGUCAAUGGAACGCUGAACGCCGUCGUCAAGUCAGAGACCGACACAGAGACUUUAACUGUAACACAAAGGCUCUUACACACAGGAUCUGACCACAGAUCAGACCCAGAGAGACUGGGGCUGAGGCCACUGGGCUGUCCUCCGGCUCCCAGUUCAGAGUAUUUACUUUACGGUAACCCAAAUCCGAGGAUGGUUCAUUCCCAUCGGGACUCAGGUGACGCAUUAGAGACUGGCAGUGAUCCGUCUUGUUCUUACGCUACAGAGAUGGACCCUGACAACAUGGCCUUGGGUUUAGAGACACAGACUGAUCUGUCUAGAGGGGACUGGAACCGGUACAGUAGUCGUGUACACUCUGAAGGGUGCCUAGAUAAGAAAGGAGAGGGUCUGGUUGUAGAUGAAGUGAUUGUGAAAGUGGAGGGCGACGUUCCUCCCACAUGGAAUGCAGAUAGUCACCUAGGAGACGGACACUCACAGGGAAGAGAUUUCUUAGAUUACAGGGAAUGCUUAGAAACUAAUCCAAAUGUCACAACCCACUCCCCUUUACUCGCGCUCAGAGAUCGUGACCUCGUGUCCACAUCGAUGGGGCCUUCCGAUUCACACAACUGCCUUUUUGAUCAGGUAUUGAACUCAAAUGACAGGGCUACAGGCCAGGCUCAGGGAGGGGCAGCCACAUCAGGCAAUGUUAAAGAGAAACGGUUCCUCUGCAUGUUCUGUAACAAAGGCUUCAGCUGCCCCCAGAAAGUGAAGAUCCACCAGAGGAUCCACACAGGGGAGAAACGCUUCAGGUGUACCCAGUGUCAUAUGCGCUUCGUCCAGGCUGGUGACCUGAAGAGGCACCAGAGGGUCCACACAGGGGUGAAACCCUUCAGCUGUACCCAGUGUAAUAUGCGCUUCGCCCAGGCUGGCCACCUGAAGAGGCACCAGAGGGUCCACACAGGGGAGAAACCCUAUAGCUGUCCCCACUGUGAGAAGAGGUUCUCCCGACAGGACCAGCUCAAGAUGCACCUGAAGGUCCACACGGGAGAAAAGCUGUUUGCAUGUACGCACUGAGCUACCUCAGGAUACACCAGCAGAAAAAAACAUUCCACUUUUGAGCAUAGAAAGUAACCAUUCCACUCGAUAGCUUCUGACGUUUAGAUCAAACCCAGCAUUAAGACUAAGAUUAAUUUUCAUUGUUGUCUGCAGAAAAGAUCGACAGAUGCGUUUGGAAUAACGUCAGUAACAGAAUCCGUGUUGAAUAUUCCUGGGUAGAAUAUUGCAUCCAGACAUUGUGUGAUAAGGCAUAUUUAAGCCUAAAAAGUCAAAUUAAAUUGUAUUUGUUACAUGCUUCAAAAACAGGUGUAGACUAACAAUGAAAUACUUACGGAUCCUUAUCCAACAAUGCAGAGUUAAAGAUGCAUUUUUAUAAAGUAAUUAGAGUAAAAAAAUAGACAAAUGAACAAUAACGAGUAAAAAUAACAUGGCUACAGGGAUUAGCAGCACCGAGUCGAUGUGCAGGGGUACGAGGUAAUGGAAGUAGCUAUGUACAUAUAGUUAGGUACUAGGCC